AUGGAUAUUCAUAAUGCUUUUUUGCAAGGUGAUUUAUCAAAAGAAGUUUACAUGGAGUUGCCUCUAGGUAGUAGCAUGAAGUUGAUUCAGGAACUGAAAUCAGUCUUGCAUAGUCACUUCAAGAUGAAGGACCUUGGAGAUCUUAAGUAUUUCUUAGGAAUUAAAGUGUUGAGGUCAAAAUCUGGGAUCUUACUUACUCAGAGAAAGUAUGCUCUUGAGUUAAUAUCAGACUCAGGUCUUGGUGGAGCAAAGUUUGCAAGCACACCAUUAGAACAAAAUGUGAAACUCACAACUGUGGAUCAUGAUAAAUACACAGAGAAAUCAUAUGAUCCUCCACUCAAGGACAUCACUGGAUACCAAAGAUUAGUUGGGAGAUUAUUAUAUCUUACAAUCUCAAGGCCUGAUAUAAGCUUCACUGUUCAAAUGCUAUCUCAAUUCAUGCAGCAGCCAAAGGCUUUACAUUGGGAGGCUACCUUGAGAUUGAUCAGAUAA
Molecule: messenger RNA, 492 nt
Organism: Lycium ferocissimum
Lineage: Eukaryota; Viridiplantae; Streptophyta; Magnoliopsida; Solanales; Solanaceae
Exons: 2
Coding region: 1-492 (163 amino acids)
Source: RefSeq, a predicted model, not a curated record